UCAUACAGCCAUCCAUCCUUUAAAGCUAAGCAUUUUAUUAGAACAGAGAAAGUUAUAGUCUUCUAAUUACUACCAAAGCAUCAUACAUGGGAGAGAAGAAGAAACACAAACUGAAAGAGUCUAACAAUCACCACUUCAAGCCCUGCUCUGAUGUCAAAGGGAUUCAAUUUGGAGGCCAAUUUGUCUUAAAAUCCUUCACUGUUCGCCGAUCAUCUCUGCUUGAGCUCCUUCGCCUUCUUGCCAUCCAUCCUCAGCAAAACCAACUUGAGCAUCAUAUCAAUGGCCUUCCUUUCCCUUCCACCACCAUGUAUCUUCCCACAAGCUUCACCAUAUUAGCUCAAAAUGCAUGGCACGCACUUACACUUGGUCUUGGCACAAAAAAGUCGAAGGUUCUGCUUUUCGUGUUCGAGACGGAAACCAUGAAAUCUGCUGUGGAUAGAAUCUGGCCAGCCAUGUUUCCUCUUGGUGAUGUGAACAAGAGGCUUAUCUUUGGGCUCACUGGCUGUGAGAUGGCGAGAUUCAAGUUCAGGAAAGGGUGCUUGACUUUCUACAUAUAUGCAGUAAGGAGGCUGGGAGCCGCUUGUUUUCCUUGUGCUGGUGAUCUGAGGGUGAUUUUGGAUUCGGUUAUAGAACUAAAGGACUUCAUUGAUCAUACUGCAAUGCUGGCUCUGUCAAACCAGAAGAGCAUUACCUUCCAGCCUUCCGUUGACAAGUUAAUUUGAUCAUUAGAUUGGCUUUUAUCAUUUGAUUUGGCAAGUAAUUUCAUGAAGGCUAAGUUGAAAUUUAUUUACUUAUACUUGUUUCAUAUACCAUUAUUAACGCAAAAAAAAAUGUUAUGAAGUUCCGAUUUCUCUACUGAGCCACUUUUUUGUGUCCGCGUCCGAUUAGCUAAGUGCGACACCUAAUAAAUUUGCUUCUAACAAUUUCUCCAAAUUUUACUACUUAUUUUUAUUGAGAUGAAAAUAAUUGAGUUAGAACUUGUUCGUGUUUCAGCUCAUUUAGUAAGCAAGCUAAGAAACCUUAUUUGAGCUUCACUCAUUUACGCAUCCAACGAUCAAAUUAGAGCCAGUUUUUGUUGAUUAUAAAAAAUGUUCUUCAUUAUCAAACCUUCUUUUACAUUCGUAAUUUCUGCCAGACAAUUGAAGCAAAAAGAUAAAAAAAUUGCACAAAAAGCAGAUCUAUUUUUAGCUCAAAUAGAA
This is a messenger RNA of Dendrobium catenatum, 1199 nucleotides long. RefSeq lists its product as uncharacterized. NCBI's taxonomy places the organism in Eukaryota, Viridiplantae, Streptophyta, Magnoliopsida, Asparagales, Orchidaceae. The transcript has a single exon. The record is from RefSeq and is a predicted model, not a curated record. The coding region runs from base 87 to 722 and encodes 211 amino acids.